CACCGUAGUCCAACACUGGUCGGCUACCGUCAAAGCGCGUAGAAGAAUUGCGGGCUGUAACUGCAUUUUAUUAUUUUUAAUUUUAUUGAUAGUGCGCCUGACCAGCGAGCACCUUUUAUUCGCCGUCGUCGGCAUCCAUCUCGCAGCAAUGCCAAAGUUGUGCCAGCCGAAAAGAUUGCGCGUGUUGCGAACCACAAACUGCGUCGCCAUCGGUGUGUGGGUGCAGAAAUAAAUGCAAAUUGUUGUAAAAUGCCGUGCUUUGGUGUGCGUGUUGAUAAGUGCAAUACGCAAAAGUAAGAACAUUGAGGCAAAUCCGUGCAAUCCGUGGGAUCAGCCGUUUUCAGAGAUUUUAAAAGCGUGUCCUGCUAUUUGUGCAUGCCUAAAAUGGACAACGAGCAGCCGCAUCAAGAGUUGGUGAAGUGCGUCCUGGUGGGGGACACGGCGGUGGGCAAGACCCGUCUGAUCUGCGCGAGGGCCUGCAACAAACAUGUCUCGCUAUCCCAGCUCCUCUCCACACACGUGCCGACCGUGUGGGCUAUCGACCAGUAUCGCAUAUACAAAGAUGUUCUCGAGCGAUCCUGGGAGGUGGUGGAUGGAGUGAAUGUCUCACUUCGCCUAUGGGAUACAUUUGGUGACCACGACAAGGAUCGGCGUUUCGCAUACGGCAGAUCUGAUGUGGUGCUGCUGUGCUUUUCCAUUGCCAGUCCAAUUUCCUUGCGCAACUGCAAGAUGAUGUGGUAUCCGGAAAUUCGCCGCUUUUGUCCGGAUGUUCCUGUCAUUCUAGUUGGCUGCAAGAACGACCUGCGCUACAUGUAUCGCGACGAGAACUAUCUCUCGUAUUUCGGCGAGAAGGGAACCUUUGUUCGAGCGGCAUUGAAGAGUGACCUGGUUAUGCCGGAUGAGGCGCGUGCCGUCGCCAAAGAGCUGGGGGUGGCCUACUACGAGACCAGUGUGUUCACCUACUUUGGAGUGAAUGAGGUGUUUGAAAAUGCCAUCCGAUCCGCGUUGAUUGCACGGCGACAGCAGCGCUUCUGGAUGACAAACCUAAAAAAGGUACAGAAGCCCCUGCUGCAAGCCCCGUUCCGGCCACCGAAGCCACCACCACCGGAGGUCACCGUCAUGGUCGGCAACUAUCGGCAGGAUAUCUACAACAUGUUCCUGUCGCAGGCCUACACCGACCUUGUUCUGGUCGGGGCGGGUGGCACCAAGUUCGCCGUGCACAGGUUCAUGCUAGCCGCCGCGUCCAGCAUCUUCCAGCGCCUGCUUAGCACUGAGCUGACUGAUAUGGGCGGGCGGAGCAGCAGCGAAUCUAGCAUGGUCAGCUCAACAUUCGGGGAGGCCACCAUUGCGGACUUUAACGACGACACAGAGUCCCUGAUCCGCUACGAAUCACGCACACAACGCAGAAUGUGGGAACAUUUAAAGCGCCGCUCCAGUUAUCAGGCGUUACCUCUCAUGGAGUCUAAGCGGUCCAACGAUCUGUACAGGGAGCUACAUCAUCCGGUUCUGCAGAGCAUUCGCCUGGUGCACGUGGAAAAUCAUCGGGGUACAAAUGGUCUGCAGACAAUUGUCACCCUUAGCAAGCUUAUAUCUCAGCAAGCUGUGCAUCAGUGCCUGAGAUUUAUUUAUACCGGUACCAUUGACAAGGAUUGCAAUAAUCUGGAGGAAAUUAGAGAAGCUGCCGAUCUAUUAGAACUGCCGCAACUAACUCAGCUACUUUCCAGGCCUCAAACCGUUAUGGAGAACUCCAGCGAUGAGCCAAAUCCACACAUUUGCCUUCGCAUCAAAGAAAGCAUGGAACGGCAUUGCAUUGGUGACGGGUGCUUCAGUGAUGUCACUUUUGAAUUGGAUGAUGGUUUAAUGAAGGCACACCGCGCUGUGUUAGUUGGUCGUUGUGAUGUCAUGCGCGCAAUGUUGUUGGGUGACUUUCGCGAGGCGCAUUCCAAUGUGAUCGUAUUCCCUGGAGUUACAAUUUACACAUUCCACAAGCUGCUGUGCUACCUGUACACUGAUCAGAUUCCGCCAAUCUCGGCCGUCAAGUGCCUCAAUCUGUUGGAGCUGGCCAACAGACUCUGCCUGCCACGGCUGCUAAACCUGGUUGAGUGCCGCGUUAUUGAAGAUCUCACAUUGAUUUCCCAGAACGAAACCAAUGAAACGGUGGAUCACUGUCUAAAGUUACUGGAGCCAGUGAAGCUGCACAACGCACAUCAAUUGGCCGAGUGGUGCAUGUCAUACCUGUGCGUCAAUUACAACCUUAUUUGUAAGUUUUCACUCAAGGGCCUAAAGGCGCUGCACCAGGAUAAUCAGGAGUACUUGCGAGAGCACCGAUGGCCUCCUGUCUGGUAUCUCAAGGACUAUGAUUACUAUCAGCGAUGCCUGAACGAGUUGAACAAGGAGCUAAAGCUAAAGACUUCGAGGCGGGAGUCGCCAAGCGAUGACGAGGGUUGUCUGUGCUUCACGGGCGUAUUCUCUUGCUGGCUGUUAGGUAAAUCGAAGCGCAGCGGUGAUGGGAGUGGCACUACGGAGAACAGCAACGCAGAUAAUCAGAUCUUUAACAGCGCCGGCAACUCGCUCAACCACAUUGAUUUGGAGGCGGACAUGGACUUGAAUCUCUGACACCCAGCCCUAGGACAAGGAAGAUCACUGCGCUUCAUUGUGAUCCUGCCGGUCCUGAUCUGUUUCAUCUGUACGAUUUUAAGUAUUUUGAUACUUUUCCAAAUCCAUACAUAACAAACCUCAAGGAUACGAUUUAGCGUGGUUGGAUAUAGGGAUUGGGAAUGGAGAGAGAAGAGAGGAGUGGCGCGUCUGCUUUUGACAUUACGCAAUAUAUAGAGCGCAAAUUUGCCUUAGUGAUUACUGAUUAAUAAGUCCAACGUAGCUCGACCCAGAUCAAAGGAGCAUACUGCAGAAUGCUUCGGAUUUCUUAUAUUUAUACGCCUAUAUAUAAUGCAAAGCAUAGACGAGUAUGUAUGCACAUGCACCUCGGCGAUGCGAAGCAUUUCGCUGUAUUGCCUUACGAUAUAUUGGUGUACACUCAACUUGUUCUGCACGAUUCCAUGGAAAGUGGAAUGCUAAAGGACACAGACAUGUGUAUAUCCUUAUAUUUGUACCUUUACCUAAGACAUGUAUGUAUGUAUAUUUUUGAAUUCCUACUUACGGAAACAUUUGUCUAGCCAUAGUUCUAAGCAAUUCUUUAUGAUAAGGACGCAUUUUGUACAGAAUGAUAGAAUAAAGCAAUUACAAACAAA
Drosophila santomea is the source of this 3248-nucleotide messenger RNA. It is a transcript of the gene RhoBTB, whose product is annotated as rho-related BTB domain-containing protein 1. The record is from RefSeq and is a predicted model, not a curated record. Gene Ontology annotation, biological process: small GTPase-mediated signal transduction. NCBI's taxonomy places the organism in Eukaryota, Metazoa, Arthropoda, Insecta, Diptera, Drosophilidae. Gene Ontology annotation, molecular function: GTPase activity; GTP binding; protein binding. The coding region runs from base 376 to 2616 and encodes 746 amino acids. The transcript has 13 exons.